GCGGGGCCGUGCUCAGUCCCUCGCGAGCUGGGGUCCCUUCCUGCAGCCUUCCCUCCCCCUCCCCGCCGCCCCCUCCCCUCCGGGGCUCCUGGGAGCGCCUCCGCGGCUCCGGGGAGGGGACGUUUCCUAAUCUCAGGCCGGGGUUAAAGUUCUGGUCCGGGUGAGAUGCUGGAAGCUGCGGCCGCAGCCGCAACCCGUCCCGGAGGUGUCCUGUCGCCUGUCUCCGCCGCCACCACCACUGCUACCGCUACCGCUGCCACUGCCGCCCUGCUGGGGCCAUGUUCGCUCUGGGCUUGCCCUUCUUGGUGCUCUGGGUGGCCUCGGUCGAGAGCCAUCUGGGGGUUUUGGGGCCCAAGAACGUCUCGCAGAAAGACGCAGAGUUUGAGCGCACCUACGUGGAUGAAGUCAACAGCGAGCUGGUCAACAUCUACACCUUCAACCAUACUGUGACUCGCAACCGGACCGAAGGCGUGCGUGUGUCCGUGAACGUCCUGAACAAGCAGAAGGGGGCGCCUUUGCUGUUUGUGGUCCGCCAGAAGGAGGCUGUGGUGUCCUUCCAGGUGCCCCUAAUCCUGCGAGGGCUGUAUCAGCGCAAAUAUCUCUACCAAAAGGUGGAACGAACACUGUGUCAGCCCCCUACGAAGAAUGAGUCUGAGGUCCAGUUCUUCUACGUGGAUGUGUCCACCCUCUCACCAGUCAACACCACAUAUCAGCUCCGGGUCAGCCGAAUGGAUGACUUUGUGCUCAGGACUGGGGAACAGUUUACCUUCAAUACCACUGCAGCCCAACCCCAGUACUUCAAGUAUGAGUUUCCUGAGGGAGUAGACUCUGUGAUUGUCAAGGUGACGUCCAACAAGGCCUUUCCCUGCUCAGUCAUCUCCAUCCAGGAUGUCCUGUGCCCUGUGUAUGACCUGGACAACAAUGUCGCCUUCAUCGGCAUGUACCAGACUAUGACCAAGAAAGCAGCCAUCACUGUGCAGCGCAAAGACUUCCCCAGCAACAGCUUUUACGUGGUAGUAGUGGUGAAGACUGAAGACCAGGCCUGUGGGGGUUCCUUGCCUUUCUACCCCUUUGUAGAAGAUGAGCCAGUCGAUCAAGGGCACCGCCAGAAAACCCUGUCAGUGCUGGUAUCUCAAGCAGUCACAUCCGAGGCCUAUGUUGGUGGGAUGCUCUUCUGUCUGGGCAUAUUUCUCUCCUUUUACCUGUUGACCGUCCUCCUGGCCUGUUGGGAGAACUGGAGGCAGAAGAAGAAGACUCUGUUGGUGGCCAUAGACCGAGUCUGCCCAGAAAGUGGGCACCCUCGGGUCCUGGCUGAUUCCUUUCCUGGCAGCUCCUCCUAUGAGGGUUACAACUAUGGCUCCUUUGAAAAUGGUUCCGGAUCUACUGAUGGUUUGGUUGACAGUGCCGGUACUGGGGACCUCUCUUAUGGUUACCAGGGGCACGACCAGUUCAAGCGGCGCCUCCCCUCUGGCCAGAUGCGGCAGCUGUGCAUUGCCUUGGACCGCCCCUUUGAUCCAGUGGGCCCUCGACCACGACUGGACUCUAUGAGUUCCGUGGAGGAGGAUGACUAUGACACACUGACCGACAUCGAUUCAGACAAGAAUGUCAUUCGCACCAAGCAAUACCUCUAUGUGGCUGACUUGGCACGGAAGGACAAGCGUGUUCUUCGAAAGAAGUACCAGAUCUACUUCUGGAACAUCGCCACCAUUGCUGUCUUCUACGCCCUUCCUGUGGUGCAGCUGGUGAUCACCUACCAGACGGUGGUGAAUGUCACUGGGAAUCAGGACAUCUGCUACUACAACUUCCUGUGUGCCCACCCACUGGGAAACCUCAGCGCCUUCAACAACAUCCUUAGCAACCUGGGGUACAUCCUGCUGGGGCUGCUCUUCCUGCUCAUCAUCCUGCAGCGGGAGAUCAACCACAACAGGGCCCUGCUGCGCAAUGACCUUUAUGCCCUGGAAUGUGGGAUCCCCAAACACUUUGGUCUGUUCUAUGCCAUGGGCACUGCGCUGAUGAUGGAGGGGCUGCUGAGUGCUUGCUAUCACGUCUGCCCCAACUACACCAAUUUCCAGUUUGAUACGUCAUUCAUGUACAUGAUUGCUGGGCUCUGCAUGCUGAAGCUCUAUCAGAAGCGGCACCCAGACAUCAACGCCAGCGCCUACAGCGCCUACGCCUGCUUGGCCAUUGUCAUCUUCUUCUCCGUGUUGGGCGUGGUCUUUGGCAAAGGGAACACGGUGUUCUGGAUUGUCUUUUCUGUCAUUCACAUCAUCGCCACCCUGCUCCUCAGCACACAGCUCUAUUACAUGGGCCGCUGGAAGCUGGACUCGGGGAUCUUCCGCCGCAUCCUCCACGUGCUCUACACGGACUGCAUCCGGCAGUGCAGCGGGCCCCUCUAUGUGGACCGCAUGGUGCUGCUGGUCAUGGGCAACAUUAUCAACUGGUCGCUGGCUGCCUAUGGGCUCAUCAUGCGCCCCAAUGAUUUUGCCUCCUAUUUAUUGGCCAUCGGUAUCUGCAACCUGCUGCUUUACUUUGCCUUCUACAUUAUUAUGAAGCUCCGGAGCGGAGAGAGGAUCAAGCUCAUCCCCCUGCUCUGCAUCGUCUGUACCUCUGUGGUCUGGGGCUUUGCACUCUUCUUCUUCUUCCAGGGACUCAGCACCUGGCAGAAAACCCCUGCAGAGUCAAGGGAGCACAACCGGGACUGCAUCCUCCUCGACUUCUUUGAUGACCAUGACAUCUGGCACUUCUUAUCCUCCAUUGCCAUGUUUGGGUCCUUCCUGGUGUUGCUGACACUGGAUGACGACCUGGAUACUGUGCAGCGGGACAAGAUCUAUGUCUUCUAGCAGGAGCCAGACCCUUCGCUUCACCUCAUGGGGCUCUGAGCUCCUCUGUCACCUGCCAGUUGCUUCUAUAGCUCUGGAGGUGUGAGUCCCAGGCCUGCUGCCCAGCACUGGGUGGCAGCGGGACGGCAAGGUCUAGUCCAGACCUAACUUGGGACAGUCACAGGGUGGCAUGGGCCUCGCAGCUACCCUCUGCAAGGGAGGAGGCCUGCUCCCUGAUACCCCAGACAUUGGCCAAACUGCUGCUUUCUUCUCAGUGUUGGGGCUUUCUGUGGUCCCAUCCCUUGGCUGUUUGUCCCUCUUCAGGAGGAAGGAGAGAAGGCAAUGCCCUCCCCAUUUCAUGCCUUCCAUUCUGCCCAUCCUUCUCCUCCCCCUCAGCCUGGACCCAAAGCCCUUUCUUCCUCCCAUGCUCCUGCUCCAGGGCCCUGGACUGGGGCCUGAUUCUCUGCCCUGUCCCAGGAUCACAGUUCUCUGGGACUGUUCCUGGCUGCCAUCACUGCCCAGGAUGGAUAUGGCUGUGGGAUUUCAGGGGUUGGCUGGUUGGUGCCAGGCUUUUGGUGCUAAGGCCUGCAAGGGGCCCAGGGCAGGACCCUCCUCCCUCGACCUGCACUCAGUCUGACUCUUUAGCAAUGAGAGUCAGCUCAAUUUGAGAGCUGCCUCUUGUCUGAAGGGCUGGAUUCAGAUGUUACCCUCAUCCCAUGAGUGCUCAGACUGAUGCCAGCACCAGGAUUGGAAGGAAAAGUAACUCACCCGUCCGUCCCUUUCUGUAUUUCUAUGCCCUCGGUCCUGCCAAGCCCCAGCUGGGGCCUUUCAGUGCCAUUGACACUGCCCAAGAAUGUCCAGGGGCAAUGAAGGGAUGGUGCAGAGCCCAACCUUCACCAUGGCCACAAGGGUCCCAGUGCCUACUUUAGAAAGAAAGGGACAUGCCAUUGUCCUUUAUGUCCCCAGGCUCAGACUCACUCUAGGACCCAGGGCUGGCUUCUGAGUUUCCGUCCAGGCUCCAGCCAAUUUCUUUUUUGGUUACACACACACACACACACACACACACACACCUUGGAGUUUACAUGGAGAUGCCCCCAGCUCUGGGCCUCCUGGCCACUCCAGUCCUUGGCUUCCCUUCACCUCACCUGGUCCAUUCCAGAUGCCAAGGACAGGGGCCAUCAGGUCAGACCUCUGCCUCUGGGGUGGGAAUGUGCAUUAUUCUCCCCAAGUUGUUUUUAUAGCUCUGCUUGGGCUGGGGAGAGGAGAUGGGUCUGGGUCUUUUGUUUCAGAGCCCUGGUUUGUCUUUCCAUGCUACGGUUGUGUUUGUGUUUUCUAUGAAUGAGUGCAUUCAAUAAAGAGACAACCAGAUGCA
Molecule: messenger RNA, 4191 nt
Organism: Marmota monax (woodchuck)
Lineage: Eukaryota; Metazoa; Chordata; Mammalia; Rodentia; Sciuridae
Gene: Sidt2
Product: SID1 transmembrane family member 2
Exons: 27
Coding region: 279-2840 (853 amino acids)
Cellular component (GO): membrane
Source: RefSeq, a predicted model, not a curated record